This is a messenger RNA of Pelobates cultripes (western spadefoot toad), 897 nucleotides long. The record is from the annotation of a GenBank genome assembly. Lineage: Eukaryota; Metazoa; Chordata; Amphibia; Anura; Pelobatidae.
AUGUUACCAUCCAGGCUGUGUUGUCUUGCACACACUGUGCCAAUCUAUGAAGGUUAUGCUCUGCCUCAUGACAACAUGUGUCUUGACUUGGCUGGGUGUGACUUGACAGACUACCUCAUGAAGAUCCUGACUGAAAGAGGCUACAGCUUUACAACCACUGCUGAGAGAGAAAUUGUCCGUGACAUAAAGGAGAAGCUCUGUUAUGUUGCUCUUGACUUUGACCAGGAGAUGGCUACUGCUGUUUCCUCUUUUUCCUCUUCUUCCUUGGAAAAGAGCUAUGAGUUGUCAGAUGGCCAGGUCAUCACCAUUGGUAACGAGAGAUCCAGGUGCCCUGAAGCCUUAUUCCAGCCUUCCUUCCUUGGUUCCUUGGAGUCAUGUGGCAUUCAUGGCACUACCUACAACUCAAUCAUGAAGUGUGACAUGGACAUUAGGGAUCUCUAUGCCAACACUGUCCUGUCUGGAGGUACCACUAUGUACCCAGAUUUUGCUGACAGAAUGCAGAAAGAAAUCACUGCCUUGGCUUCCAACACUAUGAAAUUCAAGAUCAUUGCCCCACCUGAGCGUAAAUACUCUGUCAGGAUUGGAGGAUCCAUCUUGGCUUCUCUGUCCACCUUCCAACAAAUGUGGAUCAGCAAGCAAGAGUUUGAUGAAUCAGGACUACCCAUUGUUCAACACAAAUGCUUCUAAAUGGACUUACCCCUUUUCAAACACCUGUGCAGGAAGAUCACAUUGGCAUGGCUUUCCCCCUACUUUUGUUGGUGCUUGGCUCAGGAUUCAAUAACUGGAAUGCAGAGAUGGCAAGCAUAAACUACAAUGCAACUGAGGACUGUACAUUUCUUUUUUGUUUCUAGUCAUUCCAAAAGUAUAAUGCAUUGUUUUUGAGGUAAAUCUUCAAUU